This is a messenger RNA of Vicia villosa (hairy vetch), 6353 nucleotides long. Its product is annotated as DNA repair protein REV1-like. Gene Ontology annotation, molecular function: damaged DNA binding; DNA-directed DNA polymerase activity; deoxycytidyl transferase activity. The record is from RefSeq and is a predicted model, not a curated record. NCBI's taxonomy places the organism in Eukaryota, Viridiplantae, Streptophyta, Magnoliopsida, Fabales, Fabaceae. The coding region runs from base 124 to 3609 and encodes 1161 amino acids. Gene Ontology annotation, cellular component: nucleus. Gene Ontology annotation, biological process: error-free translesion synthesis; error-prone translesion synthesis. The transcript is spliced from 24 exons.
UCUUUUUCCUUUUCGGAUUUGUAGGUGUUUCAAAAAGUUUUUAACCGCCUCGUUUGAAAGUAAAAGCAGCGAUCUCAUUCUGAUCUUGUUGCCGACACUUCCCUCCAUUCUCAUAUUAUCACAAUGAGUUUGAAUUCAUUUCGCUCCUCCUUAGCCCCCAAUUCCAAACGAGUUUCUUCCAAUCGAUCCAAUGAUAACAGCAACAACAGCAAGAGGAAGAAGCAGAAGACCACCGCCACAACCACCAACCAGAAAACCUUAGGCGUCGCCUGGGGAUCCAAUUCCCGAAAACCUCCCUCCUCCGAUUUCGGCAGUUAUAUGACAGAGAAGAAUCGGAAACUACACAAUCAGUUUAACGCCGAUGCUUCCACGUCUUUGUUUAGCGGCUCUACCUCCGGGAAGCCUAUAUUUGCCGGAGUUUCGAUUUUUGUUGACGGUUUCACCGUUCCUUCCAGUCAGGAACUGCGAAGCUACAUGAUAAAGUAUGGUGGAAGAUUUGAGAAUUAUUUCUCAAGGCAUCGUGUAACACAUAUCAUCUGCAGCAAUCUUCCUAACAGUAAAAUUAAGAACCUCAGAUCUUUCAGUGCAGGGCUUCCGGUGGUAAAACCUACUUGGAUUUUAGAUUCUGUCGCGUCUAAUAAACUCUUGACAUGGAUGCCUUAUCAACUUGAACAGCUUUCUUCAAAUAAACAACCAAAACUGUCCACAUUCUUCUCAUCGAGAAGUAGAAAAAAUUUGGAGGAUACUUUUAUUAACUCCCUUUGUCAAGUAGAGACAGACGUUGAAGAUUCACUUGCUAGUGUUGGCAAAUCAGAGGAUACUUUUACUAACACCCUUUGUCAAGUAGAGCCAGACAUUGAAGAUUCACUUGCUAGUGUUGGCAAAUCAGAGGAUAGACAUUCACCCAAAGUUGGGGAGGCGGUUGAAUCUAGAAGGGAAACCAGUAUUGAAGCUGACGAUACUGUCCUGGAGAAUACUGAUGCAGUUGUGAUGGAAGAGCAUCUGGCUAGAGUUGGAGUUAAAUAUGAUGACGAAGAUCUAGCAGGAGGAAGCAAUGGUGCCGCUAAUGAUGAGAAAAACUUCCAAGGUGAACUUGAACCUAAUUGUCAAGAACCUUCUACAUCUGUUAGAAGUCUUUGUGCAGAUGACCAGAAUGUAAACGGAUUUCCAAGUUCUGCCUCCAUCAGGCCUUCUAAACAGUGUCAUUCAACUCUUUCAGAUCCUAAUUUUGUGGAAAAUUAUUUCAAGAACUCACGGCUACACUUCAUUGGAACAUGGAGAAAUCGGUAUCGGAAGCGCUUUCCUAUCUCGUCUUCUGGGUUCAACAAUGAAAUUUCUAAUAUCAAUGCCUCUAGUACUUCUGGGAAUUCAGUUGUUAUCCAUGUUGACAUGGAUUGCUUUUUUGUCGCAGUGGUUAUCAGGAACCACCCUGAAUUGUUGGACAAGCCUGUAGCAGUCUGCCACUCGGAUAACUCUAAGGGAACUUCUGAGAUUUCCUCUGCAAACUACCCAGCUCGUAGUUAUGGUAUUAAGGCUGGCAUGUUUGUUCGAGAUGCCAGGGCUCUUUGUCCCCACCUUGUUAUCGUUCCAUACAACUUUGAAGCUUAUGAGGAAGUAGCUGAUCAAUUUUAUAGUAUAUUGCAUCGACAUUGCAACAAAGUGCAGGCUGUGAGCUGUGAUGAAGCAUAUUUAGAUGUCACCCACUCAAAGGUUGAAGAUCCUGAACUUUUAGCAUCAUCAAUUAGGAAAGAGAUCUAUGAGACCACUGGAUGUACAGCCAGUGUUGGCAUAGCUGGAAACAUGCUUAUGGCCCGUAUUGCUACCAGAACUGCUAAACCAAACGGUCAAUAUCAUAUAACUCUAGAAAGGGUUGAAGAUCAUUUACGUCAACUCCCAAUUAAUGCACUUCCUGGAGUGGGGCAUGUUUUACAGGAAAAAUUGAAGAAGCAGACUGUUCAAACAUGCGGCCAAUUGAUGAUGAUUUCCAAGGUCUCACUGCAGAAGGACUAUGGAAUGAAAACUGGAGAAAUGCUGUGGAAUUAUAGCAGAGGAAUUGAUAACCGGUUGGUUGGAGAUUUUCAGGAAUGUAAGUCUAUUGGGGCUGAUGUAAAUUGGGGUGUGAGGUUCAAAGAUAUGAAAGAUUGUGAGAACUUCCUCACAAACCUUUGCAAGGAGGUUUCAUUAAGAUUGCAAAGUUCUGGCAUGCAAGGGCGCACAUUCUCUCUCAAGAUCAAAAAGAGAAAAAAAGAUGCCGAUGAACCUGUGAAGUUUAUGGGCUGUGGAGACUGUGAAAAUUUGAGUCACUCAGAAACGAUUCCUGUUGCCACUGAUAAUGUGGAAGUACUCCAAAGGAUAGCGAAACAGCUUUUUGGAAAUUUUUACAUAGAUGUCAAGCAGAUCCGAGGUAUUGGCUUGCAUGUUUCCAGACUUGAAAGCAGCGAGACAUCUAAGCAAGGUGCAGAAAAAUAUAAUUUGAAAUCAUGGCUCACUUCAGGACCUGCAAGUAUGGAUAAACGGAAACAUCCUACAGGUCUUGACAAGAAGAACGCGGAUGGCCCUUCGGUUCAUGAAUAUGGAAAUUUGCCAGGGUCUUCAGUUCCAAUGGAAAAUAACAUACAAGAUAACCAAGCUAGAGCUGACGUGAGUUUAACAACACCUCCUUUGGAUAUCCUUGAUAUGGAAGUUAUGAGAAAUCUUCCCCCAGAAUUAUUUUCAGAAUUCAAUAAAGUUUAUGGAGGGAAGUUAGCUGAUUAUAUUACUAAAGGGAAAGGUAUAAGUGAGAAUUCUAGCGCUUUACGAAACUCUCUUUUGGAAAAAGAAGCAAUAAAAAAGAAAGAGGAGCUUUUGGAUGUCGAGCCGAUUCUUCAAAAAAAGCCAUUAUCUGAGAUCGAGGCAAUGCAACAUGAGGCAGAAGGAGGUGAAGUUGUACCUGAUUCAGUGUCUGAACCCUCUUUUAACGUCACUCACAAAUCAAGUUUUGAAAAAGAUGAUUUAUUGCCUGCUUCUUUAAGUCAACUUGACGGCUCUGUAUUACAAGAAUUGCCCGAAGAUUUGAAAGCAGACAUUGUUCUGCAGCUUCCUGCACACAGGAAACAAGAGAUUUGCUCCAAUGUUGCUGUGGUCCCUCCUAGUGAAAACUAUCAGGUGUCAACAGGUGUCAACGAUUCUGAGAAUCUUAGAUCAAAUCAUGCUCUGAAUGAAUGUCUUUGGGCUGGGAAUCCUCCAAAAUGGGUGGAGGAGUUCAAAAUCAGCAGUUGCUUAGUAUUAAAGAAACUUGCUGAAAUUUAUUAUAAAUCUGGGUUGACUAGCACCUUAUCAUCAGUUUUACACCAGAUUAUAUCUGAAUUCCACCAGCUAAAUCUAGUCCAUCACAUUUCCGAUGACUCUGUUAACAUCACAUGUGAGCUACUGAAGCAAUAUAUCAAAGUGAAGAUAGGAAAAGAUAUUGAGGAGAUUUAUAUUUGUUUUCGGCUUUUGAAAAGGUUUGCAGCAGCAUCACAAUUUUUCCUACAAGUGUAUAAUAAUGUAUUUCCAUACCUUCAGGUAUACCUUAUCAACCAAACAAGACAUCAUGAAAAUAGGGUGGAAAUCAGGAGGGGUGUAUGGUAGCUCUUAAAAUGUUUUAAUAGGAUGAAGUCUAGUGAUGGUCUGGUGGUUUGUACUUGGAAAAAUAUAUCUUUUAACGGAAAUGGUAUUUGGUAGUCUUAGUUAUAGUCUUUUUUAGUGCAGGACUUACUCUUUUGGAAAUAAAAUAAAUGUAUCUUUUCUAAUUAAAGAACAAUUGGUCAAUGUGAGCACAAAAAAAUUACAAAAGACAGGCAGGCGGAUAAGGGCUCCUUAUCUUUUCAUCAAUACAUAUUGAAUUAACUCUGGUUUAAAUUAUGUAGGAAGCUGUUGAUGACAAUUAUGGAGGGAGUUUGUUUAUAACCUAGUAACACUCAGAUAGUCAGUCUUAUUCUACUAUGGGAUAUUGAGAAAAAAAUCUCUGGUUUCUAUGUGAGCCUAUGUGGUCAUCUCACAAACCAACAGAUCUAUCGACCAUGAUUUCUUGCAGAAACAACCUGAUGAUUUGAAAAUUAGAGAGAGAAGAUAAGAUAAAACAGGGUCGAGAUUGAUGCGAUAACACUUGCUUAGUUAUUGAAUCGGGCAUCAUUAUUGUAGUUACAGCUGGGAAGAGGGCAGAUUUGGUCUUGAAGAAUCAUAAUAAGCUGCUUGUGUAAUUCAGUGCUGCUUUGCUGCAAAAUAAAAAAGGUAAUUUCUCAGCAUGAUAUGAUGAGUAGCAGCUUUGGUUUGGCAGGUAUUAUGCUUGGCAACGGGCAACAAGAUGGAGAUGGACAUGAAAAUGCAGAUACCCGACCUACUAAACUUAUAUUACACAUGCACAUGGUUCGAGCCUGGGAAUUUUAUGAAGCUGCCUGUGUUGCUGCCUUCCAUGUCCUUGCAGCAUGACUUCAUGAGUCCAAUACCAAGGGAUUAAUUUUAUGUAUGUAGCAUCAUUAUUUUGGACAUAGACAUGGUUUGUCACAGUGAAUGGAUGAGGACUGGAACUGAUCUAUUAAUUGAGAUAUAUGGUGACCAUACAUAGUCUUUCAGUCAAAUUAAAGCUCACUUGCUAGUAACCACUAGGCAUCAACACUGGAUCUCAGACUCCUCGGAAUAACUUUUUGCCACUGCUCAUUGUAAUUUGCAACAAUCAGGUUGGAAGAAUUGUAUAGGGAUUUGACACUCUAAAUAGAAUAUUAUUAAAUUUGGCUUGGCCUUAUAGUCAAUUUAUUGGUUGUUGAUGACAAUUUGGCUACUUGUUUUACUGAUUAAGGACUUUGUAUAACUUUGGAAUAAGGAUCAUGGAAAGUCAAUUAUUUAUGGUAAUGAAACCAUUGAGCAUCUUUCUUCAUUGUCUCCUUGUUUUUUUUGGUAUACAUAUACGAAUAAUGCAUUUACAUGUUUAUCUUAUGAGGAUUAAUUUCAGGUUGGGAGGAAAACCAUAUAAAUUUGACAAUUAAACCGGUCUAAAUUGAAGCAAUUUGUUCUUUUAGAAAACUAAUUUCAUUAUGUUUCAACUUGGAUAACUCAUACUUUUAAAUAUUUUAGACUCGAUCCAGCAAUUCAGUGAUUAAUUAAUAUCCCCAAUUUAAAAUAAUUGUAUCACUUCAUCACAUAUAAUAUUCAACUAGAUGUUUGUACGAUUCAGUUUGAAUGAAGACCACCUAACAAGUGCAUCCUAGUGUAUGCUUAUAGUAUUUAUCUUUUGAGCAACAAAAGCAUUUUUAGUAGGCAUAAAUUUGAGGACUCUAGUAGAAUUGUUUUUUAUUAAAGACUUUUAGUAUCCAGCACAAUUUUCAACCUUAAAUAUUGCUCACUUUUACCUCAAUAUAUAAAAAAUAAUAAUCAUUCAUUUUUUAUUAUGAUCCUUUCAUUUCUUAAUUCAUGGUAGCAUACCGUCCAAAGAAGUAUAUACAGUGUGAACCUCUCAAUGCUUUGUGAGCGACACAUUUAUUGACCAAUGUAUUAACACAGAAAACACACUGAAACUUAAAUUUAGGUGGGAAAAUAGGAAGAUAUUGUCAAAGUGAGAAUUUAGUUGGUAACUUAGGUUUUAAUAUUAGUAGUAAGAAAAAAAGUCAAAUUGCAAAGCCACGUGCAUUCACCAACUACAAAGCAAACAUAGUAAAUUGACUUACUCCUAAUAUUUUAUUAGUGUACAAGGCAUAAAUCCUUCAACAGUCAAUAAACCGUACUCUUUUUUUCCUAUGAAAAUAAAUUAAACAUUUUGCCGUGUAGGAAUUCAAAACUGAAAUGUAUUGCUUAUGGAUUGUUCAAACUUAAUAGCCUUCCAACCACGCAACAACAAAUGAUUCAAGUCAAUAAACAACAAAACAAUUCAUCCAUUUUCCAUACACAUUCCUAUAUUAUAUAUAUAACAAUACUCAUCUUGUUUAACACAACAACACCAUUCCAUUAUAAUAUAUAUUGUGUACGUUUUUGUACAUCUUGCAGUUCCAAAAUGAAGCAGGGUUAUUAUUCUCUUGCACUUUUUUUCAUGAUAUUUAUCUUCUUCUUGCUCUCACACUCCAUACAAGUUGAAGGGAUGAGACCUCUCAAAGAUCAAUCUGCUCCAUCCAUCCUAAGUUUGAUAAUCAACAGGGCUUAUUCUGGGCCAAGCCACAGAGGACGUGGUCACUGAACUCAUAUAUAUAUGCAUGCUGAUUCAAGAUUUUUUUUUUUGUAUGUUUUUUUGUUUAUAGACAGUAAGAAUUCAUGUCUUUCUGAUUGUAGAAAGCCAAUACUUGAAGUGUAUGUGACUCUCAAUUUUACUUUCUGGUUGAAAUUGAAUUAAUGUAGCAAUUGAAAUC